CGGCCCUAACUGUGGGCAGUCCUGCCCAUCUGGUCGCUAUGGUAGUAACUGUACUGGGUCUGCCAGUGUCUGAAUGGAGGGAACUGUGACCCUAUCACUGGCGAGUGUAAAUGUCCACCAGGCUUUAUGGGCAGGAAGUGUGCUGUGGGAUGCUCUGCUCUGUCAUUUGGUCAUAACUGUAAAGGGGAGUGCAGAUGUGGGGAACAUGGCCGCUGUGACCCGGUCACAGGAGCAUGCCAUUGUGAUUUAGGGUGGAUGGGAGAGGAGUGCAGUGAGAAAUGCCCUGCUGGCAGAUAUGGACCUGGUUGCCGUCACACCUGUGCUUGUCAGAAUGGAGCGUCCUGUGACCCACUUAGUGGAUGUUGUACAUGUCAGAGAGGAUUCUACGGCCAGUACUGCGAACUGAGCUGCCCUGAAGGAACACAUGGCUUGUACUGUGACCAGAAAUGUGACUGUACUAAUGGUGCAAGGUGCGAUCCCUCUACUGGCCAGUGUAUAUGUAAAGAUGGUUUCAUGGGAGAUAACUGUAAUAAAGUUUGCCCAUUGGGUUCCUUUGGGCGUAACUGCCGGGAGCGAUGUGAGUGUGGUCAGUUUGCGUGUGACUCCCUGACAGGAGAGUGUCAGUGCCCCCCGGGCUUCAGAGGGGUCAGGUGUGCUACAGCUUGCUCACCUGGGAGAUACGGGCCGGGCUGCGACUACUUCUGCAGCUGCCAUAACGGUGCGUCAUGUGACCCAGUGACGGGAGCGUGUCAGUGUCUAGAGGGCUGGGUCGGCCCCAACUGCCAGUACAGGCAAAGCAUCUCUAAAAGACACAGCAAAUCUCAUGUGCCCGACCUGGUCCCAGACGGGGAGACGUUCCAUGGGCUGAGAAUUACAGCUGAGGAGGCGGAGGAGAAUUUGCUCAAUUGAUGCUGUCGUAGAUAGUCAACGUCUCUGUGUUGUUGUCAAAACUUUACAUAACAUUGAUCUCCUUGGCCAGUCUCAGCUGCUGUGAGUCACUGCCAAAUGUGGAAGAGUCCAUAAUUCUGAGGAAGAGUCCAUAAUUCUGUGGAAGAGUCGGCAAGGCUGUGGACAUUAAAUAUAAAGGUUUUGCAUCUGCAGGACAUAUAAAAGUCAGCUGGGGUGUAAAUGCUUGCAGAUCUUAUACAAUGUGGCUGAUGUUCACAAGAAAAAGACGAGAUAUCAGAUGUGCAUACUUGAUAUCAGUGGUAUCAAAGACUAGACUUCAAGUGCAAAGCAAUGAUAUCGAUUGUAAGGACUUCAUGAUGUAUGCUACAUGUAAAAGGACACUUUUAAAUAAAAAGACUUGAUAUCGAAUGUAAGGAAAGGGUAUCAGAUGUAUACAAUUGAUAUCCGUUGUAAAAACUCUGAUAUCAAAUAUAUAUGGCACGAUACAAAAUCCAGGGGCUUGAUAUCUGCAAAAAGAAAACUUUGUGAUAUCAACUGACUGUGAAGAAUAUAUAACAUGUUGAGUUUCAAUUGUUUUGAAAAGAGUGGCUGUAUUAAUUUCAAGUUUUCUGGACAGUAUGGCCAGAAUUCCCGGAGCCUAAAUGUGACAACAUGAUGUGAAGAUGAAAUCUUUCUCUCUGAUUGGAUCCUAUAAGAUGAGCUGUGAAAUGAGAAGGCCAGUGAUUGGAUAUGUAGAUGUUACAGAUUUUCUACUCCGUUAAGCAUCUAUUUGAUUGAUCAGUAGUUUAGCCAGUGGUAAUGUGUAGAUCAUUCAGCCGAUGAGAAUGUAGACCUUUAUAGUUCAACCCAUCUCUAAUGAGAACCUUUUUCUCUUUACACAUUUUCAUAUUAAUGUGACCUGUUAACUCUUCUUUAGCUGGUAACUAAUUGUUUCUGUGUAAUAUUUCAGUUUUCCUCUACAAAGCAUAGUUCACUCUUUUUUUUUUUAUUUUUGUGAAAAGUUGGCCAAUUUUCAGUGUUUCUUGACAAUCCACUUUGAUUGUUCAUGAUGAUAUGCACAUGUUUUUUUGUACUUACAUAGUGAGCGCACUAUCUGUUGAUAUUGGUGAGCAAUCUCCAUGUUUACUCACAACGUGAGAGUUAAGCAGUCUGUAGUCGUGAUAGUGGGUGUAACUCUAGUUGUCAGGGGUGAAGAAUUAUGACCAUUCUUGAUAUAGUUAUGCAAAAAAGAGGCUUCAGAGUUAACUUGAAGGUUUUGAUUUCGAGAGAGAAUAACAAAUUUUAUGUGACAUUUUGGAGUGAUUACAUAAUUUGUAUCGUUAUGAUAACAGUAAAAAUGUCAAGGUCGCACUGUGGUCAAGGUCAUUAAGGUAUAGAAGAAAAAAAGCGUUCAUAAUGGACAGAUUAGUUGUGCUGCAGAAAUUGUAAUUUCUGAGGUAUACAUGUAUGUGUGUUCUACAAAAGCAAUGAUAAUAUGUUCUUUACAUGACGCUACAUACGCUGUACUGUGCAUGUGCAUCAGUACAGUUGAGUGCAGCUUUCUGGCUGUUGUGUGAUAUUGUAAUGCAGGCUGUCAUAAGUCACCAGAAAGAUGGACACAAGAUAACUUGCUGAUGAUUUCUGUGAGGGGAUUGUUCAGGAGUCAGGUGUAGACAUUUGGUCAGUGUUUGCAAGGUGGCUUCUCAGUAUCAUGUCUUGCUUUUCAGUGUGUCAACUACUUUCAUGACGACAUUGUAGUCAGGUGUAGACUUUUGGUCAGUGUUAACAGAGUGACUUCUCAGUAUCAUGUCUUGCUUUCCAGUGUGUCAGCUGUUCUCAUGAUGACACUGUGGCUUGGUGUAGGCAUUUGAUCAGUGUUUACAAAGUGACUUCUCAGUAUCGUGUCUUGCUUUCCAAUGUGUCGGCUGUUCUUAUGAUGACACUGUGGUCUGGUGUAGGCAUUUGAUCAGUGUUUAUAAAGUGACUUCUCAGUAUCAUGUCUUGCUUUCCAGUGUGUCAGGUGUUCUCAUGAUGACACUGUGGUCUGGCGUAGACAUUUGAUCAGUGUUUACAAAGUGACUUCUCAGUAUCGUGUCUUGCUUUCCAGUGUGUCAGGUGUUCUCAUGAUGACACUGUGGUCUGGCGUAGACAUUUGAUCAGUGUUUACAAAGUGACUUCUCAGUAUCGUGUCUUGCUUUCCAGUGUGUCCGCUGUUCUCAUGAUGAUACUUAGGUCUGGUGUAGACAAGUGACCUGUCAGCAUCUGUCUCGGUUUCCAGUAUAUCAACUUCAGUUCUCUUCAUUAUGACACUGCCACUGAAUUGUUUAUUUAAAAUAUGUUGGUAUUGUAAUAACAUCCUGUAUUAAAUGUUUAUUGGUUAUUGCUCUGUUUUAAUAUAUAUACAUGUACCCAUAUGUUGAAAUGUGUUACACAUUCUGCGAUGUCUCAGUCCGUAUAUAUAUAUAUAUAUCUUAAUGUGCAGUUCUGACUCAUAAUUUUGUAAUGUACUUUCAAUUCUUGAUGUUUGUGUAACAGUCUUUUUGAAGGAAAUUUUUAAUGCAUUAUUGAGCUUUUUACUGUCACUUUUAUGUUUCUUUUUUUCAUUUUUUUUUUGUACUGAUUUUUGUUACGUAAACAUUUACAAGUAUAAUAAUGUAAAGAAAUACAUUUCCCAGCCAAGUUUAAAUGGUUCUGUGUGAUGAUUCUUGACAGUGUUCCAUUAAUGGGGUCUGUGUAAAAUUAAUAGUCAAAAUUUGAAGUCAGUUGAAACAAACUAAGGCAAUUGAUUGUUCCUUUUGACAGAAGAUCUGUAACUUCAGGUAUACAUCAGGCUUUCUUACGUAGGAAGUUUCCAAGGUGAUGAUCAAGUUUGUAAACAGGGUGAUGGUGAAGUUUGUAAACAUUUAUACAUCUGAAAUUUGUUUACGUCUCAGAAAGUCUGAUUCCACUGAUAUAGUUAUUUGGAAAGUACCCUGUGGUUUGAGCUUUCAUGAAAAGCCAGUGUAUAAGUAUUUUAGGUUGAGCCAAUUUUUCUGAUUUGCUAAAAUUUUGUUUUCUAAGCUUGUGAAAAUAAACUUGGCUCCUAAAAUAUUGUUUAUGAAUUUAUUUUACCCUCAGGUUUGUGUGCCAAUAACAUUGCCUAUAAAUGAGAUAUUCCCCAUUUUUUUUCUCCUUUAUUUUUGUUUGUGCAGGACAUUUUUCUCACAUUCACACUUUUCUGCAGGACAGUUUCUCACGUUCACAUUACCUCACAUGAUCUAAACAGCACCACCAUACAGUCCAGUAUUUACUUUGUGAUAUUUACUGUUGUGGAAAUUUAAUUAGGCAACCAAGACAUAAUUGUAAUCUGUCAAUGAAGGGCUUGGUGCCUGUGGACUACACUAAUAGUUAACAAAGCCUUGUAAUGCAUGGAAUGUUGGGUCAACAUUUCUGUGUUGUUAUCAUUAUAUAAGGAUGAGGCGACAUGAAUACACACUGGCAGCUCCUUGUUACUUAUGUACAACUGUGCACCAGUCUACUGGACGCUGUAUAGCGCCUUAUUACUUAUGUACAGCUAUGUACCAGUCUACUGGACGCUGCAUAGCGCCUUAUUACUUAUGCACAACUGUGCACCAGUCUACUGGAUGUUGCAUAGCUCCUUAUUACUUAUGUACAACUGUGCACCAGUCUACUGGACGCUGCAUAGCU
Molecule: messenger RNA, 4575 nt
Organism: Liolophura sinensis
Lineage: Eukaryota; Metazoa; Mollusca; Polyplacophora; Chitonida; Chitonidae
Product: multiple epidermal growth factor-like domains protein 10
Molecular function (GO): scavenger receptor activity
Source: RefSeq, a predicted model, not a curated record